Messenger RNA from Ruditapes philippinarum (Manila clam), 552 nucleotides. RefSeq lists its product as uncharacterized. The record is from RefSeq and is a predicted model, not a curated record. The coding region runs from base 107 to 478 and encodes 123 amino acids. NCBI's taxonomy places the organism in Eukaryota, Metazoa, Mollusca, Bivalvia, Venerida, Veneridae. The transcript has 3 exons.
GAUUUUGACCUCCAUGCAUGAUUGUGUUAUAUAUGUAUCUUAUCUCAGUGAAAUAAGAAAUACUUGGCGUCUAUAUCUAUAAAGAGGACCACGAUUCAUUACCAAAAUGCAAUUUCAUUUAUUAGUGUUGAUAUUGCCCAUACUUGGAGCGUCGGGAGCAUCGUAUCUGUGUUACAAAUGUUCAUAUGAGAAGCUGUACAAUGUAAAUGAGUUCUGGAAUCAGAAAGCAUGUAUGGAUGAUCCUGCAUCGUUAGGGGUCAGUGCCCAUGUAGCCUGUAACUCUACAAGUUACUGUACAUAUCAAGAAAUGUACGAUAAAAAUAGAAAGGUCGUCACGAGUUUCUUCCGAAAUUGCGGCCCUUCUCAAGGAAACACAUGUGUAGAGGACUGGACUCACGUGACCUGUUCAGGAACAUGCAAGGGUAGCUUUUGCAACAGAAAUGAAACAGGGACCCACUAUCAAAUACAUUUCGGAUAAAAAAAAAUGCUUGAUAAUAUUUCGUGAUUUAUUCAUAAAAGAAAGAUAUAAAAUAAAAUUAUAAAAGAAAGCAA